This is a messenger RNA of Penicillium diatomitis, 1002 nucleotides long. RefSeq names its product DUF3712 domain-containing protein. Bases 1 to 1002 code for a protein of 333 amino acids. The transcript is spliced from 4 exons. The record is from RefSeq and is a predicted model, not a curated record. NCBI's taxonomy places the organism in Eukaryota, Fungi, Ascomycota, Eurotiomycetes, Eurotiales, Aspergillaceae. Gene Ontology annotation, cellular component: fungal-type vacuole membrane.
AUGUCGACCGACAAGGGCGAAGUCACGGCGAUGGAGUUCCCCACGGGGAGCUCAAUGACAGCCAAGCCGAGCUUCGGGGCGCGGAUGAAGGCGCAUUUUAAGAAAUGGUGGUGGGUGCAUUUGAUCGUCUUCAUUGUGGUCUUCCUCGUGAUCCUGUUGCCAGUAAUCUUUGUGGGCUACCCCAACAUCGCCCAGAGUCAAGUCAACGACUCUACACUCAACAUCACGAGCAUGGUCAUCGACGAUCCUACGCCCAAAUCAUUCCGCCUCAUCCAGACCCAAGUUCUGGGCUCCCAGAGCUCAUUCCACCCUAAAAUCUACUCUUUCCUGGCCUCCGUCUCGCUGGUCGGAGCCGCCCAUGCUUUCACCUCUGUCCAAGUUCCCGAAACCACCUCCCGCGACGGCGUCAAGAUCAAUCUCGACCAGACUGUCGACCUCAGCAAUGCCAACGCUUUUGGCGACUUUGCCAAGGCGGUCAUGCUGCAGAAGGAUGUUGAGCUGGAAAUUUCGGGUAAACCUGAGUUGCAACAGGGUUCCUUGCCCAAGACCACCGUCAACUAUGAUAAGACUGUCACCAUGAAGGGCUUGAACAAGCUGGAUGGCUUCAAUGUCUACGACGUGCAUACCAUGAAUCCGCCCAAGAAUGGCCAUAACUUGCGUGGAACUGUCUACAUUCCCAAUCCGACGGUGAUGACCAUCACUAUGGGUAACGUGACUCUGAACCUAUACCAGGACGGCACAUUGAUGGGCUACUCAUACAUCAACGAUCUCAUUCUCAAGCCAGGCAACAACACCCUGGAAAUGACUGCUGAGGUCAAUUACGCCAAAGUGCUUGGCCUAGUCCUGCCAUCUUCGACUGCCAAAUACGGCAAGACCGGUAUCGCUCCCUUUACUAUCACCGGUAACUCGAGCGUCUACAACGGCCAGGAGCUGCCGUAUUUCUCCAACGCCUUGGCUGCCAACAACCUGACUGUUGAUCUGAAUAUUCUCGCUGCCAUUUAA